CUUGGCCUUACACCUUUUGAGUCAUUCAUUCCCAUAUAAUCCCGCUCCUCCCUUUGUUUAUCGGUCAUGCUACCUCGGUAUAGCGACUUUGUUAGAAUAUGCUGGUAGUUUCCAGACAUACGGGUUUCAUCCCCGUUGAAUUGAUUCUAUAUAUCACGAGGUUUCUACAGCCCGAUGAUAUUAUGAAUCUUUUGCGAGCAGUGAAAGGCCUCGAUCAACUUCUCACAUCCCAUCAUCUUGCAGUUAAAGGCGAAAAUGGCGAAACGCUUUUGCAUGUUAUUGCGAGAGAUGGAGAUGAGAAAAUGAUGCAAUUGUUCCUCGCUAAAUCGGUGAUACCCGCCGCCGGACAUGAUGAUAUCACACAACUGUACCAGGCUGCGACGUUCGGACAUAUAUCAAGGACGAGGUUCAUUGCCUGCACUAUUAUCAAUCCCAAUGAGCUUGAUCACUAUAAAUCGACUCCUCUGCAUUGGGCUGCGAAAUAUGGGCAUGAUUCCAUUGUGAAAAUACUGCUCGAUAGAGAUGACACUAAGCCUGACCUGGAGAAUAUUGAAUAUCGCACGCCUCUGUCGUUCGCUGCUGAACAUGGGCAUACUUCUGUGGUGGAUUUGCUUCUACGGCAAGACAAUGUUAACCCUAACUCGAAGGCUUGGGACGAUCGCACACCGCUAUCAUUUGCUGCCGAACACGGACAUGUAUCAGUGGUGAAGCUGUUGCUAGAGCAAGACAAUAUCGAGGCUGAUGCGGCUGAUUGUGAGCAAGACGCAGCGGGAAGAUGGCUACCCACAAAUGGUGGUCGUACACCGUUGUCAUUCGCGGCUGGAAACGGACAUCUUGCAGUGGUACAGCUUUUAGUGCAGCGUGACGAUGUUGACGCAGAUUCAAUUGAUGAUAGCCAUCGCACGCCGUUGUGCUGGGCAGCAAAACAUGGUCAUCUGGCUGUGGUAGAGCUGCUAGUGCAAAUGGAGGAAGUUGAAGCUUAUUCUUAUGAUAAAUAUGGUCGCACGCCUUUCUCGCGGGCAGCUGCGAGAGGACACCAAGCUGUGGUGGAGCUAUUGGUGCAAAGGGAGGAUAUCGGAGCUGAUUACAAAGAUAAAGUGGGUCGAACGCCUUUAUCAAAGGCAGCCGCGAGAGGACACCAAGCUGUGGUGGAGUUACUAGUGCAAAUGGAGGAUGUCGAAGCCGAUUCCAAAGAUAAAGAUGGCCGCACGCCUUUAUCAUGGGCAGCUGCGGAGGGACGCCAAGCUGUGGUGGAGCUACUGGUGCAAAGGGAGGAUGUUGAAGCUUAUUACAGAGAUCAAUUUGGUCGCAAAAAGUUAGCAUUUGUUGGAUUCUCGCGGAAUUCGAGGAAUUAAGUAGUAGUGACAAAGCUGCUGUCUUCCUAGUCCCUAUACUGAUUCUGCUCGACGGUAUCUUGUAGAAAAGUGUGAUUACAGCUCGCUGAGCUCUAGCAGUUUGUUAGGAGCCAGGCGGAAAGGAAAGGUCCAAUUCGGUGCAAUACACACACACACACACACACAAUUCAUUAACGCCCGGCGGCUAGGCCGAAAGGGCAACUGAAACUGAUCUAUCAAUACAUAUCCCAAUAUAUAUAUGCCGUGUCUCCUUCGAGCCCAUACAUGGAUGCUUGCAACAUAUGUCCUCUCUCAGCUGUCAAUAUCAUACGGAUCCUGGUGGGUUAGUGAUUUGGUUAGUAGACUGGCUUGAAGGCGCUUCUUCAAGUGUUCAACAUCCUAUCUUCGGCAGUUGAAGCGCG
This is a messenger RNA of Penicillium brasilianum, 1756 nucleotides long. Lineage: Eukaryota; Fungi; Ascomycota; Eurotiomycetes; Eurotiales; Aspergillaceae. The record is from the annotation of a GenBank genome assembly.